AUGUUUCUCACCCGGUCUGAGUACGACAGGGGUGUGAAUACUUUUUCUCCUGAAGGAAGAUUAUUUCAAGUGGAAUAUGCCAUUGAAGCUAUCAAGCUUGGUUCUACAGUCACUGGGAUCCAGACAUCACAAGGUGUGUGCCUAGUUGUGGAAAAGAGAAUCACCUCCCCACUCAUGGAGCCUAGCAGCAUUGAGAAAAUUGUAGAGAUUGAUGCUCACAUAGGUUGUGCCAUGAGUGGGCUAAUUGCUGAUGCUAAGAUUGAUAAAGUCAGAGUGGAGACACAGAAUCAUUGGUUCACCUACAAUGAGACGAUGACAGUGGAGAGUGUGACUCAGGCUGUGUCCAAUCUAGCUCUGCAGUUUGGAGAAGAAGAUGCAGAUCCAGGUGCCAUGUCUCAUCCCUUUGGAGUAGCACUGUUAUUUGGAGGAGUUGAUGAGAAAGGACCCCAGCUGUUUCAUAUGGACCCAUCGGGGACCUUUGUACAGUGUGAUGCCCGAGCAAUUGGCUCUGCUUCAGAGGGUGCCCAGAGCUCCUUGCAAGAAGUUUACCACAAGUCUAUGACUCUGAAAGAAGCCAUCAAAUCUUCACUUAUCAUACUCAAACAAGUAAUGGAGGAGAAGUUGAAUGCAACUAACACAGAGCUAGCCACAGUGCAGCCUGGCCAGAAUUUCCACAUGUUCACAAAGGAAGAACUGGAAGAGGUUAUCAAGGACAUUUAAGGAAGCAUGAUCCUCAGAACUUCUGUGGGACAAUUUCAGUUCUAGUUGCCCGUAAAUUUUAUUUC
Carlito syrichta (Philippine tarsier) is the source of this 785-nucleotide messenger RNA. RefSeq names its product proteasome subunit alpha type-5-like. NCBI's taxonomy places the organism in Eukaryota, Metazoa, Chordata, Mammalia, Primates, Tarsiidae. The record is from RefSeq and is a predicted model, not a curated record. Gene Ontology annotation, cellular component: proteasome core complex; nucleus; proteasome core complex, alpha-subunit complex. Gene Ontology annotation, biological process: proteasome-mediated ubiquitin-dependent protein catabolic process.